AUGAAACAGCAGCAGCAGCAGCCACUACAACAAGCACAUCAACAGCUGCAUCGAUAUCGAUAUGCAUUGGUGCCACUGUGUAUGGGUAUGGCCAAUUUGGCCCUGAAUGAAAUUAAACUACUAGAGCCAUUCUAUGCACAAUACAAAUGGGCCCAUGCGGCCAUGUUGAGCUUGGUCGGAUCGAUCGUAUCAUUAUUCCUCGGAUGGGAUCACGUCAAGACACCUCUCAUGUUUAUGUAUUCUUGUUUCUUUAAACCACUUGGUUCCUAUGGAGAUAUCCAAAGCCGUCUCGAAUCCUUUUAUCAAGGCCAAGCACAUAUCUAUGACGAUUCACGAGGCAAACUACUCAGAGGAAGGAAAUCCAUGUUGAAAUUAUGCGCUGCACAACUCAAGGAGCAAAUCGCCAAUGGUGUAACAUCAUCAAAACCUAUUUGGAUUGAUCUGGGAGGUGGAACAGGCUGGAACAUUGAACAAAUGCAUGAAUCCUUUCCAAUUGAAAACUUUGACAAGGUGAUCCUCGUGGAUUUGACACCAUCGUUAUGCAAGGUGGCUGAAGACCGCUUCAAGCGUCGUGGAUGGGAUAAUGUCAUUGUGCUAUGUCAAGACGCCGCCACUUUUGAGACCCCUUUUCCUGCGGAUGGAAAUGUAGGUUUAGUUACCAUGUCGUACUCCUUAUCCAUGAUGGAUCAUUAUUAUCCUGUGGUUGAUCGAGUGCAAUCCCUCUUGUCCCCUGAUGGUAUCUUUGGUGUGGUGGAUUUCUAUGUAUCUGACAAGACUGCUGCACCCGCUGAGAAAUGGACGCCACAAUACAAUCGUCAAUGCAAUUGGUUCACACGCGUGUUUUGGAAGUUGUGGUUUGAGUUCGAUCAUAUCCACCUUGAACCAGGCCGGCGUGAUUAUCUCGAGUACAAGUUUGGCACCAUCAAGAGUGACAAUCGCCGUAAUCAUUUCAUCAUCCCAUAUCUGAUUCAGAUCCCAUUCUAUGUCUGGAUUGGUCGCUCCCAUGCACGUGCUGCUGAUGUUGAUGUUGAUGAUGGCGGUAUCCUGGCAACAACGAGAGUAUCCACUGAUUCGCAAGACAUAGCCAGUGGGUUGAUAACACCUCCCUCCCCCAUGUCGGUAAAGAGUGAUGCAAUGUCAUUGGGGUCGUCGACACCACGUCGUCAUUUUCAGAGCCGUCAAUGGCGCCUUGACUAUGAUCCCACCUUGCCGUGCCAUACACAAUUCCGCUCGUACGUCUAUGCUUUCACCUGGGAAGAUCCACGUGUCGAUUUGCAAUACAUGAACUUGAGCAAGGAUGAUGUCAUGUUGGUGAUCACAUCAGCAGGAGACAAUGCUCUUGAAUAUGCCCUUGCUGCUCAACCUAAGCGUAUCCAUUGCGUAGAUAUGAAUCCCUGCCAGAAUCACCUUCUUGAAUUGAAGCUGGCAAGUAUCGUGUCAUUGCCGUAUCAUGAUUUCUGGCGCAUGUUUGGUGAUGGGCAUCAUCCGGACUUUGCUGGUUUGUUGCAUGACAAAGUGUCUCCGCAUUUGAGCUCGUUUGGUUUCCAAUAUUGGUCCCAGCAUAGCAACCGCUUUGCACACAAGUUUUACAAGACAGGAUACUCUGGUCUGGCCCUUGGACUAUUCGAAUGGUGGACACGAGCUCAUGGCAUCACGCAUCAUGUCGAGGCAUUGUGUCAUGCUGACUCGUUGGAAGAACAAAAGCGCAUCUGGAAACAGCACAUUCGGCCUGUGUUGUUGUCGCCUCUCAUUCGCAAGGUGAUGGAUAACCCAAUGUUCAUGUGGAAUGCUCUUGGAGUGCCAAUGAAUCAAAUGAACAUGUUCCUGGAAGAGUGCACGACACAAGAAUACAUUGAAAACACGCUCGAUCCCAUUGCUACCCGAUCCCUUUUCCGCAACGACCAAUACUUUUAUUACUUGUGCAUGAUGCAACGAUACACACGCCAAUCAUGUCCAACCUAUCUUACGCGAGAAGGCUUUGAUAUCUUAAAGUCAACCGAUGCCUUGGAUGCAUUCCGCCUUCAUACCAACUCGAUCCUCAGCACGUUGCAAGAAAUGCCUACCAAUUAUCUUACUCGUUUGGUGGUUAUGGAUCAUAUGGACUGGUUCAAUCCUGAAGAUGCUACCGGUGAGCUUGAAAUGGAAAUUCAAGAGAUGGCCCGCACUCUACAACCAGGUGGUCGAGUCUUUUGGCGAAGUGCAGGUACCCGCCCUUGGUACAAUCGUCUCUUUGAAAAGCAUGGUUUCGCUGUUCAACCCUUGGCCGUUCGAAAACCCGGGGAAUCCAUUGACCGAGUCAACAUGUAUGCAAGCUUUUAUCAUGCAGUCUUGACACCCAACAAACAAACGCCUACAUCUUCUUCUUGA
Messenger RNA from Lichtheimia ornata, 2367 nucleotides. RefSeq lists its product as uncharacterized. The transcript has 7 exons. NCBI's taxonomy places the organism in Eukaryota, Fungi, Mucoromycota, Mucoromycetes, Mucorales, Lichtheimiaceae. The coding region runs from base 1 to 2367 and encodes 788 amino acids. The record is from RefSeq and is a predicted model, not a curated record.